CAUCAACAACACUACAUGCCUUGCAGUGUUGGCAACACUGUGCCCAUUUUGUUGUGAAUUAUUGUUAAUUUUUUAAUUUAAUUUGUACAAAUUGUGCAUACGCGUGCAAAGUCAGCGAAACACUUGCGACUUGAGUCCAGAAUGUGCCAGUUUCUAUAAACUGCUAAAAACCAAUAGAAAAAACGAGCGCGCCCAAUCGAAACGUGUUAAAAAAUGACCAUGGGCGAGCGUGAGCCAACUUCGUCUCUCGUUCUGCCCGUUAUACUGAGGCCCAUUUUCACACAGCUCGAGCGACGCGACGUUGGCGCGGCGCAGUCACUGCGCUCGGCCAUACUAAAAUCGGAGCAGAACAAUCCGGGCUUCUGUUAUGACCUCGUUGCGUCGAUCGUGCGACGGGCCGAUCUAAAUGUCAACUUAAAUGAGGCCGUCUUGCGUUUGCAGGGCAACAUCACGGAGGCAGAUCGUGGCGCAGUUAAUGAAUAUCGUUUGACACGCACAGAGGAGCCGUUCCAGGAGCUGAAUCGCAAAUCAGUUGCACUAAAAGUGAUACUCAGUCGCAUACCAGACGAGAUCAACGAUCGCAAGACCUUCCUUGAGACCAUCAAGGAAAUCGCCAGCGCCAUAAAAAAACUGCUCGAUGUGGUCAACGAAAUUGGUUCGUUUAUACCGGGCGUCACUGGCAAGCAGGCUGUCGAGCAGCGUAAGAAGGAGUUCGUCAAAUAUUCAAAGAAGUUCAGCACAACGCUGAAGGAAUACUUCAAAGAAGGACAACCGAAUGCAGUAUUCAUAAGUGCACUUUUUUUAAUAAGGCAAACGAAUCAAAUUAUGCUGACAGUUAAGAGUAAAUGCGAGUAGAAAAUUAAAUGUUUUAAUUAAUGCAAAACUUAGUGGCAUUUUAAUUUUAUGUUUAACUAACUAUUAAACAACACAACAAACUAAUAAAAAACAACAAAACAAAGCAAGGAACACAAUCUGCAAUAGGAAUCCAUAGUCGCAUACUAGAGAGCCGAUAGCAGCGAGAGCUUGUUGUAAUUAAAAA
Molecule: messenger RNA, 1039 nt
Organism: Drosophila virilis
Lineage: Eukaryota; Metazoa; Arthropoda; Insecta; Diptera; Drosophilidae
Gene: Ccm3
Product: programmed cell death protein 10 Ccm3
Biological process (GO): regulation of Golgi organization; positive regulation of MAP kinase activity
Cellular component (GO): FAR/SIP/STRIPAK complex
Molecular function (GO): protein kinase binding
Source: RefSeq, a predicted model, not a curated record